AUGGGAAGAAGUGAUGAGAGGAGAAGAGAGGCGAAGGUCACCCCCAUAGUGAGAGCCAACAACCGGAGCCUGAGCUUCCUCCUCCUUGUCUCCAUCAAGCUGAGCUUCCUCAGUGUGUUUCUGUUCCUCGGUCGCCCUGUGGAUAUAACCUGCAUGCUGCGCAUCAUCACUUUUGGAAUCACCUUCUCCAUAGCUGUCUCUUCUCUCCUGGCCAAGACUAUCAUGGUUUGUGUUGCUUUCAAAGCCACCAAGCCAGGGAGCUCAUGGAGAAAAUGGCUGGGAGUCAAACUGUCCAAUUCUGUAGUCUUGUUCUGCUCAUCCAUUCAAAUAAUCAUCUGCAUGACUUGGUUGGCCAUUUCUCCUCCCUUUCAGGAACUGGACAUUCACACUUCCCCUGGAACCAUCAUCAUUCAGUGCAAUGAGGGCUCAGCUAUUGGCUUUUACUCAGUUAUUGGGUAUAUGGGGCUUCUGGCAGCUGUUAGUUUUGUUUUAGCAUUUUUAGCUCGGAGCUUACCGGACAGUUUUAAUGAGGCCAAGUACAUC
Molecule: messenger RNA, 543 nt
Organism: Xenopus tropicalis (tropical clawed frog)
Lineage: Eukaryota; Metazoa; Chordata; Amphibia; Anura; Pipidae
Product: vomeronasal type-2 receptor 26-like
Exons: 2
Biological process (GO): G protein-coupled receptor signaling pathway
Cellular component (GO): membrane
Molecular function (GO): G protein-coupled receptor activity
Source: RefSeq, a predicted model, not a curated record